Molecule: messenger RNA, 1845 nt
Organism: Macrosteles quadrilineatus (aster leafhopper)
Lineage: Eukaryota; Metazoa; Arthropoda; Insecta; Hemiptera; Cicadellidae
Product: facilitated trehalose transporter Tret1-like
Exons: 4
Coding region: 49-1497 (482 amino acids)
Biological process (GO): transmembrane transport
Cellular component (GO): membrane
Molecular function (GO): transmembrane transporter activity
Source: RefSeq, a predicted model, not a curated record
GCAAUUCAGUUGACAUUGGGCCAAUUGCUUGGACUGUUGAAGACGACCAUGUGGUGUCACGGGGAGGUGCGACAGUAUGUGGCGGCGUUCACAGCAUGCUUCUCCGUGCUAGUGUCCGGGUCGUGUUUUGGCUGGGUGACGCCCAUCCUGGGUCUCCUCCUCAGCCCUGGGUCACCCAUCCCCAUGACCCAGGCCCAGAGUAGUUGGAUGGUCGCAAUCAUAGAGGUCGGCAACGUACUCAGCCCCAUCCCAUCCAGCUUCCUCGCUGAUCGCUGGGGGCGAAGACCGAGCAUACUGCUCACAGGCCCGUUGUACUUCCUUAGCUGGCUGAUCGUGAUCGCAUGGCCUAGCAUCCAAGCCCUCUACUUUGCCAGACUUCUCCAAGGAGUCGCCAUGGGUAUCGUGUUCACCGUCGUUCCCCUCUACCUCAGUGAGAUCGCCAGCCCUUCCAUCAGGGGAUCCAUCUCCAGCAUGUUUCACAAUUGUUGGUACCUCGGUCACUUGAUAGAAUACUGUAUCGGCCCCUUUCUCUCCUACCACAUGUACACCUACGUCACCGCAGCUCUUCCGGUCAUCGCGGUGGCCAUCUUCUGGAACCAGCCGGAGACUCCGUACUACCUGCUGAUGCGGAGGAACGAACCAGCUGCUGCAGCGGCUCUGGCCAGACUGCGGGGACGGUCAAACACCAACGCGGUCAACAAAGAACUGCAGAGCAUGAUACAAUCCGUGACGGCAGACGUAACCAACAAAGCAUCUUGGAGGGACAUCGUCUCAACAUCAGCUGACAGAAGAGCCUUGUACAUCGUGAUAGGCCUGGGUAUCAUCAGGGUGUUGAACGGUCUGAUAGCUCUGAUGACGUAUCCGACUCAAACAUUCUCACAGAUACACGCUCUGAACUCUGACAACUCUACCAAGAUAGUGGCACCAAACAACAUGACAAUCUUGUUCGGAGUUGUUUUGUUCAUUUCCAGCUUCUUUGUGACAAUAAUCGCUGAUCUGUCUGGGAGAAGACAGCUGUUGAUGUUUUCCUGUAUCGGAGCAGGGGUGAAUUUGUUUCUCGCUGGAUGCUAUUUCUAUCUUGACACCCAAACGGUUGUUGAUGUCACGCACUACAGUUGGUUUCCUGUCGCAGUCAUUGUUGUGUUCAGUCUGUUCGUUUCUCUAGGUGUAAGUCCGGUGUCUGUUAUGUACCAGUCUGAAAUGUUUCUCAGCAAUACGCGAGGUUUCGCUUCCAGUAUUUCUGCCAUCAACUUGACUCUCAAUGCUUUCUUUGUCCUCAAAUUCUACCUGGUGAUCACCGACGCUUUAGGGCUGUUUUCCGUCUUCUGGAUGUUCGCGACAGUGUGUUUUUUCGGGUCAUUCUGGAUAUACUUCACCGUCCCGGAAACCAAGGGGAAGACUUUUGCUGAAAUAAGGCAGGAAUUGAACGCCUCAUUGCAGAAGAAUGGGAAGCCCUUGGAUAUUCCGACGAUUGAGAUUUCCGACGUCCACUUGUGAUUUUGUUUUUUUUUUUGCAACAAAAAUGAAAAAGAGUGCUGGUCAUCUUUGUGGUUCUUUGACAAUUGAUGUCAUGAUAGACUUUUUUAACAUAAUUUCUUGAAAAAGAAAACAGAGAAAAUGUCUAUUCAAAAAGACAACUUGUUUCCUACUACCACUGAUGAAUACUAUCACACAAAAGCUAUAUUAUUGUAUAGAUUCUUUGUGGUAGAUUCUUUGUGAGUAUUGUUUAAAUUUAUAAUUUUAAUCAAAAUGAUUAAUCAUGUAAAAAUAUUAUGUACAAUAAAUUAAUCGGGUUUUAAAAAUAUACAUGAUUCAAUUGAUUAUAAGAAAAAUUCUGUUUACUUA